Molecule: messenger RNA, 4227 nt
Organism: Sinocyclocheilus rhinocerous
Lineage: Eukaryota; Metazoa; Chordata; Actinopteri; Cypriniformes; Cyprinidae
Product: ephrin type-B receptor 4-like
Exons: 16
Coding region: 880-3507 (875 amino acids)
Biological process (GO): ephrin receptor signaling pathway; axon guidance; protein phosphorylation
Cellular component (GO): dendrite; plasma membrane
Molecular function (GO): ATP binding; protein binding; transmembrane-ephrin receptor activity
Source: RefSeq, a predicted model, not a curated record
GAGCGCCUGAAGGCUCAACGCCUCGCACCAACUUCUAGGUUUUUGCCGAGAUUUCCCCCCCCCUUCUCGAACGCGCAUGUUUCGUGAUUAUUUUGACCAAACGCUCCGCGAUUUGUCUGCAUUCGCCAUUGGAUAAACAAGACAUUGUUCGCUCGUUGAGUUGGCGUAUGAUCGCAUUCAAGCAUCGCUUUUAUUCCGCAGGAUAUUCAUGUUUUUAAAGAUACAAAGGACGCGGUGGAUCCACUGGCGUAGAUCAGAGCUCGCUCGCUGGAGGAGGACGCGGAUGGGAUUUAAACCCCGGCCGAACACGAACAUUUCUUUCCGCGCUGUCAGUAAAUUAAGUGGCCUGUCGGAUUUGUUAUAUUAGCUGGAUUUUAAAAAGCCAUCCCGUCUCAGAGUGGAAAAUUAGGACAGGGCGACCUGCAGCCCUCACAAAGGGGUUCCACGCAGCCGAGCGCACGGCGUUCUUUUUUGGGGGGCAAAACUGGCACAUGUUUGCGAGUAGAUAGAGAGGUAAUUUGUGAGAUUUGUUUGGUUUUGCGUUCUUUAAAGAUAUGGACAGUAUUUUGCAUUUCGAUUGGCAUAGAAAGCUAUAAGUGAUUUUUAAAACUGCACUUUUCCCACACUACCGCUUUAUUUCAAUAGCAAACUUCACCGAUACAGUAGUAGAUAGUUUUUCUCCAUAUAAUUCAACUGUGUUCGUCUGAAGUUAAAAGCAUUUUCUCUCAUGACUUGGUGGCUUCUCUCUGUCCUGUGACGACUCCCGCCGUGCGAUUGUUCGUUCCUGAUGGGUGCAAGACCCAGCUGACGAUUCUUGAACCUUUGCACUGUUUGCCCAUCUUUGUAAACAUUCACCAGCGAAGCACCCGUGAUACCACGAUGGAGCUCUUCUCCAGGAAUGUGGCCGCGCUCUGGAUUAUCCUGCUGGAGUUCCUGCUCGAAACAACGGCGGAUGAAGAAGUCCUGAUGAAUACGAAGACGGAGACAUCAGAUCUGAAGUGGACGACAAACUCUCGCUCUAAACCUGAGUGGGAGGAGAUCAGCGGUCUAGAUGAGGAGAACAACAGCGUGAGGACCUAUCAGAUUUGCCAAGCCGACGGCUCGUCCAGUCACUGGCUGCGCAGUAAGCUCAUCGAGCGCCAAGAGGCAUCGCAGGUGUACGUGGAGCUGCUCUUCACCAUGAUCGAAUGCUCCUCGCGGAUCACGCACCACCGAUCCUGCAAAGAGACCUUCAACCUUUACUACUACCAGAGCGACACGGAUGACGCGACUGCAACCCACCCCGCGUGGAUGGAGAACCCCUAUACCAAGGUCGACACGGUGGCCGCGGACUUCCUGCUGCGCAAAGGUGGAGAGAAGAAGUUUAAUGUCAAAACGCUGCGUUUGGGCCCUUUGACCAAACGUGGAUUCUACUUGGCGUUCCAGGCCCAGGGUGCCUGCAUGGCGCUUCUAUCUGUGCGCGUCUUCUUAAAGAAGUGUCCGGCUCUCACGUGCUCGCUAUCCGUCUUCCCGGAGACAGUUCCGCGCUCGCUGGUCCAGGAGGCGGUGGGCCAGUGUGUGGCCAACGCAGAGCAGCCUGGACCCAAUCCCAGACCGCCCAAGAUGUUCUGCGGGGAAGAUGGACAGUGGGUGGACCAGCCCACCACCACCUGCACUUGCCUGCCGGGCUUCGAGGCCAGCCAUGGAGAACUGGAGUGUAGAGCGUGUCCGGUGGGUCAUUUUAAGAUGAGAUCUGGUCCUGGCCCGUGUUCAGUGUGUCCUGACUCCAGUCACACAGGAGAGACGGGAUCCGCCUCGUGUAUGUGUCGCCCUGGUUUUUACCGGGCCCCUGCCGACAGUCCAGAUACACCCUGCACACUUCCUGUACUGGUGUCGGGUUUGAGGAAGAUCACAGCCACAGAAUCCAGCCUGACGCUGCACUGGAACACACCGACCCAAUCACACUACAGGAUCCUCCAGUACCAGCUACGCUACUGUGAGAAGGAGCGCGGCUCUGAGGAGAACUCCUGUCAUUAUAUGGAGAGCAGUAUCAACGAGGUGGUGUUGAGUGAUCUGCGCAGGGCGACGCAGUAUGAGGUUCAGGUCCGCGCUCGCACCUUGGCUGGCUACGGCAGCUUCAGUCAGGCUGUCGUCUUUCGGACCCUUCCUGACGAAGAUGAUUCCUCAUCUCCGCUGCUUGUUACCGGGAUCCUUAUAGCCCUGGGCAUGCUGCUCCUCAUCAUCGUCAUUGCUGCUGCGAUCUACUGUAUAAGGAAGCAAAGUCAUUUCAAAGAUGCAGAAACGAGUGACAAAAAUGGCCAGUAUCUCAUGGGUCACGGAGUGAAAGUUUACAUCGAUCCAUUCACUUACGAAGACCCUAAUGAGGCCGUGAGAGAGUUUGCUAAGGAGAUUGAUGUCUCGUGUGUCAAAAUCGAGGAGGUUAUCGGGGCAGGCGAGUUUGGAGAAGUGUGUCGUGGACGGCUGAGGAUUCCGGGUAAGAAGGAGAACUACGUUGCGAUUAAGACUCUUAAGGGUGGAUACACAGACAAGCAAAGGCGGGACUUUCUGUCCGAGGCCUCAAUCAUGGGCCAGUUCCAGCACCCCAACAUCAUCCACCUGGAAGGCAUAAUAACAGCCAGCUGCCCCGUCAUGAUCCUCACCGAGUUCAUGGAGAACGGCGCUCUGGACUCCUUCCUGAGACUCAAUGACGGCCAGUUCACUCCGAUACAGUUAGUCGGGAUGCUGCGCGGCAUCGCGUCGGGAAUGAAAUAUCUCUCGGAAAUGAGCUACGUGCAUCGUGAUCUUGCCGCACGGAACAUUCUUGUCAACAGUAAUCUGGUCUGCAAGGUGUCCGACUUCGGUCUGUCGAGAUUCCUGCAGGAGAAUUCGUCUGAUCCUACCUACACCAGCUCACUGGGCGGAAAAAUUCCGAUUCGUUGGACGGCACCCGAGGCCAUUGCUUUCCGUAAAUUCACCUCCGCAUCAGAUGUGUGGAGUUACGGCAUCGUCAUGUGGGAAGUGAUGUCGUUCGGAGAGCGGCCGUACUGGGACAUGAGCAACCAGGAUGUGAUUAAUGCCAUUGAGCAGGAUUACCGGCUCCCGCCGCCUCCCGACUGUCCCACUCACCUGCACCAGCUGAUGUUGGACUGCUGGCAAAAGGAGCGGACGGCGCGGCCACGCUUUUCCAACAUCGUCUCAGCACUCGACAAGCUCAUUCGCAAUCCUGCCUCGCUUAAAAUCACCGCGCAGGAGGGGGCAGGACCCUCUCACCCGCUGUUAGACCAGCGCUCCCCGCUGACGCCCGCGUCCUGUGGGACAGUGGCUGAUUGGCUCAGGGCCAUUAAGAUGGAGCGUUACGAGGAGAGCUUUCUGCAGGCCGGUUACACAUCCAUGCAGCUGCUCGCACACAUCACCACAGAGGAUCUGCUGCGUUUGGGAAUAACUCUGGCUGGUCAUCAGAAGAAGAUUCUGUCCAGCAUCGAGUCUCUUGGGAUUCAAAACCAAACUCCAGGGAAUGUGCUCUACUGAGUGAAGCGUCCACACACACAGACGCUUGCUGAGUUUGCCUGAGAACCUUCAUGUAACCUACACACUCACAAUCAGGAACAUUUCUACUUCCUUUUUUACCGGGUCACUUAAGGAUCAGGAUGGCUUACUUGCUUCCAAGACUACCUAAAGGGAACCAGUCCAGGAACCUGCUGGAACUAUCACUGUAAUCCCACUAAUAUUACAAAGCGUCAUUUGUGAUAUCAAGCGGCUCUCGUAGGGAUGUUACCUCCACCAUUUCAAAAAAUUUUUGGGAGCCACAUGAUGUAACCCAAAACACGUCUCGAUGCAAAGACAGUGAUGACGUAUUUCCAUUUUUGUAGAGUAUUUUUCUAAAGGAGACUUUCAUACUGAAGAGACUGGUGGAGGAUAUGCAGCAAAAGAUGAGAAAUAUGAGACCUUUAUAUCACGAGAAUUUGGAUACAAGUAUCAGAUUACAGACUGUGCGUGAACGGUCACAUGCUCACACACACUAAGUGCCAAGUAAUUGGUAUUUUGUUUUUAAAUGAUGCACUCAGUGUGUGAGUGUGUGUAUGUGAGCAGCAAUAAGAAAAACGAGCACAAAAGUCUUGGCACUUUUUUUUUUCGAAGAGAAUGAGGCAGAAGUUCCAUUGGUGGACAAAAUAUGCGAAAUGUAUGUGCUUAUACACACACACACACACUCACUCACUCACACACACACACACACACACACACACACAA